This is a messenger RNA of Penicillium diatomitis, 1617 nucleotides long. Its product is annotated as DUF1996 domain-containing protein. NCBI's taxonomy places the organism in Eukaryota, Fungi, Ascomycota, Eurotiomycetes, Eurotiales, Aspergillaceae. The transcript has 3 exons. The record is from RefSeq and is a predicted model, not a curated record. The coding region runs from base 1 to 1617 and encodes 538 amino acids.
AUGCUGGACUCGCAUCGCCUCACAGCGGCCCUGGUCGCCAGUUUGACGCUCUUUCCGGGCUUGUCGGAUGCUUUCUGGCGUCUGCCCUGUCGUGGCCGCGCUGGUGUUGCCCGCCUGGAUCCUAUCGUGGACCCCAAUACGAUCUCCAACCAUGUCCAUGUGAUUCACGGAUCAGGAAGUUUCGGCAUGGAUUCGAAUACGGAAUCUCUGCUUGACUCUGACUGCACAUCCUGCGCGGUAAAGCAGGACAAAUCCGCUUAUUGGACCCCCGCCCUCUACUUUAUGCACUCUAACGGCAGUGCCGAAAUGGUGGAGCAAGUCGGUGGCAUGCUUGCAUAUUACCUUCAGUAUGGCGACAAUAUCACGGCCUUCCCAGACGACUUCCGCAUGCUGGCCGGUGACCCCUAUCAACGAAACUUCACCUGGCCAGUGCCCGACCCUCCCAAGUCUUCCUGGACCGGCGAUGCCAUCUCGCAAGCGGCUCUGCGUCAAAAAGCUCUCGGCUUCAACUGCCUGCACUACGCUUCCGCCCCCGAGGGCUCCCUCUACCGCCACUUCUUGCCAGACAAGAAGUUCCUGGACGAGUACUGUACCGAUGGUAUUCGUCUUGAGCUACUCUUCCCUUCGUGCUGGAACGGCAAGGAUACCGAUUCUCCCGAUCAUCGGUCGCACGUUGCUUACCCUACCCUCGGCAACGGCGGUACUUGUCCCAAGGGCUUUGAGACCCGUCUGGCGACUCUCUUCUUCGAGACCAUCUGGAACACCUACGCUUUUAAGAACCACGACGGAUACUUCACCCUGGCGAACGGUGACCCUACCGGGUACGGGUACCACGGUGACUUCAUGAACGGCUGGGAGACUGGUGUGCUGCAAAAGGCUCUGGACACCUGCACCGAUCCUUCGGGUGAGGUGCAGGCUUGUGGUAUCUUCGAACUCCAGGAUGAUAACGCUCAGGGCAAGUGCCAUAUUGAUAUCCCCGCGGCUAUCGCGCAUGAAGACGUCAUGAUGCACGAGCGAGGCAUUCCCGGCCCAAUGGAGAUCUCGUGGGGACCUGAGUACGCCGCCAUGGAUAUGAAGCCCUCCGGAUCGUCUGCCUCAUCUGGCCACAGCUCAAAGUCCUCUUCUUCCUCCUCCUCCACCACCACCACCACCACCUCCUCCUCGGCAGAGCACAGUGUCCCAACUAUUGCCGUGCCCGCCGUCUCGAUCGGCCAGACCAUCGACGUCGGCAAGAUGCUUGGCCAUGCCGAUGCGGUCAAGACUGUCGAACCGGCGACUAGCGCAAGCACUACCGCUGCUGCCGUAGUGACCUCUGGUCCUGCACCGGCUUCUUCUGUCCUGGUGGAUGCCUACCCCGAGAUGAUCAUCUACGUGCAACAGGAGAUGGUUGUGAUGCUUGGUGACAACGGCGUGCCCAUCGCCACCACCACGGGUGCCCUGCGCACCGUCUCCAGCACUCUCACCACUGCCCUGGAGACUUCUACUGUUGUCGCGAAUGUUGUCAAGAGAGAAGCUACUCCCCCAACGCUCCAGGAGCCCGACAUUCAAGUCGAGGUUCUUGUUGGCAGCGCUCAGAACCGCCACCACGGCCACGUUCACAAGCGUCAUGGUCACUAG